Messenger RNA from Lethenteron reissneri (Far Eastern brook lamprey), 741 nucleotides. Its product is annotated as RNA-binding protein, mRNA-processing factor 2a-like. The record is from RefSeq and is a predicted model, not a curated record. Lineage: Eukaryota; Metazoa; Chordata; Hyperoartia; Petromyzontiformes; Petromyzontidae. Gene Ontology annotation, molecular function: RNA binding.
AUGAGGUCGCAGUCGCACUGCGAGGGGUCCGCGGCGCGCGCCGAGGUCACGGGGUGGUCACUCCUCCUGGGGGGCACUGAGCACGUGGGCACGUGGGUUCGAACCCUGUUCGUGAGCGGUCUCCCCAUGGACACGCACCCUCGCGAACUCUACCUGCUCUUCAGACCCUUCAAGGGAUACGAGGGGUCCCUCAUGAAGCCCACAACCAAGCAGCCCGUGGGCUUUGUGAUAUUCGACAACCGAGAGAACGCGGAGGCUGCCAUGAUCGAGUUGCACGGCAUGCGCUUUGACCCAGAGAGCCAGCACACGCUGCGGCUGGAGUUCGCCAAGGCGAACACGCGCGUCUCGAGGCAGCGUCUGAGCCCGCCAGGGCCUCUCGCGCUCCGUCUGCCGAUCCAGCUGGGACCCCAGUUCCUCACGCGGGACCCACAGGAGCUGCUGGGCCCCACGCUGGUCCCCGCCUCCAGGGACGCAUGGGGAGCGUUCCCCCCCUUCCAGCUGUUCGCCACGGACCUGAGCUCGUCCUUUCACGGGACCCCCUUGCCAGGGCUCUCCUACCCGGGUCUCGCUCCUCCUUGGCUGCAGAGCGCUCAGGCCGCUUGGGGGUCGCCUGCACCCCCAGGUGCAGCUGCGGCCACCCCCGGGGGGAGCAACGCGAGCGCGGGACACCGAUCCGAGGCCGCGAGAUCCCGGUUAUGGGGUUCCGCGAGUAUGGAAAACCCUACUCUCCCUUCACCGUGA